AUGGCUUCUAACGGGACGGAAGCCACGAGCGAGUCUCCAGCUGAGACUACGUGGACGCAAGAGUCGCAAGCUGCUGGCUGGUGGACAGGCUGGCAAGAUUCGGCGAAUGAUUGGUGGGCUUGGCAACGCCCGCAGUGGAACUCCUAUGCAGGAGGCAGUUGGGCGGCUUAUGGCGGCAAUGGCUGGAGCAGCCAAUGGGGACCAUCGUGGUCCGGCGAUCAGUGGCGAGCAAAGCAGUGGAAUGAUACUUCUGAAGCCUGGAAGCAAGGGCCUCAGCCAUCUUCCACGAGGAACGCCGAAGCGGCGAACGAAGCAGGAGACGACGCGGAUGCAGGCCGGAGACAGUCUGCAUCUACGAUGGCGAUGGAGGAAGAUCCCUGGCUGGGCGAAGGCACAGGCUCGCUUGACGAUGGGUCGUCGAGCAAAGCAACUUCGUCAAAAGCUAGUGGCAAAGACUUCAUUCCGGAGUACGACGGCACAGGACCGAUGAGGGAGUACCAGCGGCGAGUCAAACUGUUUGAGAUUAGUACGGGUAUAGAUCCAAGUUUUAGGGCUCAGAAGCUGAUGGAGAAGUUGACGGGUAACGCUUGGUUGGCUACUGAGUCGAUUCCCUUGGAGUCACUCAAACAUCCGGACGGUGUGACUCGCUUGCUGGAUCACUUGUGGAAAGAGCUGGAGCCGCUUGAGUUCUUGAGAACGUUUCAGACUCUGGCAGACUUCUACAAGGGCUUUCGCCGCACUCGGGGACAAGAGUUUGUCGCCUAUGACAUGGAGUUUCGGCGGCAUGGACAGAGGCUUGAGGAAAUCCAGGCUGGACUCAGUGGGGUCACGAAGGCUUACUGGUUUCUGGAGAAGGCCGGGCUUUCCCCAGAGCUUAGGAAGCAGGUGGUGGCAGCUGCGGGAGGACAGUAUGAUUACAACAAGCUACGGGCCGCUGUCAUGGCGAUUGUCCCUCAGGUGAACAAGGAGGAGGAGAGUUCAGCGGGUGGCAGUGCCAAUCCAGGCAGACAGUGGAGAAAAGCCCCCGCGAAGGUUCACGCCACCGUCGAAGAUGAGAACAUCGGGACAGGGGAAACCGAGGAAGACAAUGAUGAUAUGAUCCCCGAGGCAUUGGAGGAGGAACUUCAGUGUUUGCUUACGCAGGCAGCUAAGAAAAGAGCUCAGGUGGAAAAAGCGAGGGGUUUCUCGAGCACGGCAAGCAGAAAGAAUGAGACGCCAGAGGCCAGAGCCAAGAGGAUUGCCGAGCUGAAACAGCGCAUGCCUUGCAGCGCGUGCAAAUCGCACGGCCGUACAAGCUACGGCCACUGGCACAGCGAUCCGGAGUGCCCCUUCCGAUCGCAGAAGCCUCCGAAGACUGGUGAAAGCGUCUUAGCCGUGGUCGAAGAGGAGCUCUCGGAUUCCGAUGGAUAUGGACCUCUGGAGGCCAGCAUUUUCAUGACUGAUGCUAGGGAUGUGAGUCUGAGCGAGCCAUUCUGGUGCGCAAGCGCGAUCACGGCGCCAGAAGCGGGCAAAGGUGAGCGCUUCCUGGCAUUGUCUGACACAUGCUGCGCCAGGUCAGUUGCCGGUUUGGUGUGGGCCCAGGAUCACAUUAAGCAUCUACAUCAGAGUGGGAUUGAUGCUUACAUUGUGAAUGAGGCCAGGCCUUUCCGUUUUGGAGCUGGACCACGGAUUUCGUCGGAGUUUAGCAUGGUGAUUCCGUUGAGAGUUCAGGGGGCCGAGUGCACACCAUGGGUGCGAAUCAGUGUCGUGGAUCAAGAGGUCCCACUCCUCUUGAGUAAGAGCGCGCUCAAAGCCUUGGGAGCUCGAUUGGAUUUGGGACAGGCCCAGGUGGAGUUCACCGUCCUUGGAACCACUACCCCUCUGAUAGAGACACCGACUGGUUUGUGCGGGUUCCUUAUCAACCACCCUGAAUACCUCAACUCCGGACCAGGUUUGGAGAGUUUGCCUCCUCGAGAGAUGCUGGAAGGUGAAUUGGAGGUUUGUGUCGACCCACGAUCAAAUGACCAGGGCGAGGUAGGACACCAUGAAUCGGUGAAUGUUGCCAAAGAGGGUGGAGGCAUGCCGGACGGAGAAUACAUGGCCUGUGAACGCUUGGCCAAGGAGCUUCUCAGGGUCGAGGAUUUUUCAUACGAUGCUUUGCAGAGUGUGGUUGAACUUCUACCAUGUAUCAAUCCCAAACAUCAAAGAGCUAUCAACGUGCCUAACGGACGCAUGGCAGGCAUCAUGGCAGGUGCAUGGGCUCACGGGAAGUUCAGUGGAGUGGCAAAAUCUGCUGAGAGAUUUCCUGUGACCAUUCGUUACAUCAAUGAAGCCAUGAAGAGCAGGGUCCAGGCUCCUUGGACCUCCUUCGUCGUGAUGAAGAACAUCAAGACCGCCAUCCACAAGGAUAACCACAACAGGACUGAUAGUGCCACAGUCACCGUAUCCUUUGGAGAUUUCAAGGGUGGAGAGUUGUGGGUGGCAGCAGAGAGUUCUGAAUCAGGCGAUAAGCCGGCGUAUCGAAAAGGGCCUGCAGGCAAGAGGAUUGCUGGCACGAUUAUCGACACGAGGCACAAGCCGUAUAUGCUGUCGCCUAAGGUGACCGAGAUCAUCCCCAUGGCGGCGAAGUUCACAGCACCGCGUCGCAAGGACGAGUUCGUGAAUGCUAUCAAUGCGCGGACCAACCUCAGCACAGCAGAGCUGCGGCAGCACGACAUGGAGAGGCUGAAGAAGAUUUGGAUGCUGGUUCGACCGAAGAAGCCCCAGUCGCCAUUGCCGACGGGAUGGAAAAAGAUGGACGUCGAGUCGCUCAAGCAGAUCUACGACGAGCAUGUUCGCCCAGAUCUGGAACGACCCCGGGAUCGACACUGGAUUCGUUGGAAUCGGCCUCAGUUGGUCAUGGAGAUUUCUAUGUGGGAGACGGAGGUGAUGGAGGGGGCCGAGCCCGAAGAGCUCUUCCACGACACUCCUCUGUGUUCUCGCUGCAAGAUACCUAUGUGUGUCCGGACCAACAGGGUCACGAAGACAGACUUCCUGGGAUGUGUUCGGUUCCCAAUGUGCAAGGAAACGCUUCCGCUUCAGUACAAUGGAAUGCCGACCAAGACGGUCAUCGAGCAGCUCGACGAGAAGGACAACAAGAAGGACAAGAAGGGCUAUCCGGAGCCCAAGAGAGGGAUAAUCGGCCAUCGUCGUCCCCCUCCUUCGUUGAGCGAGCAUCGAGGCGUGUCCUCCGAUGGGUCCUGGGCGAUGACGGGGGCUCAGCCGGUGGACGAGACGGAGGCGGAAGAGUCCGCUCCCUUGAUCAAUGCCAACCUGACGCCCGAGGAGCUCGAGGUGAUCGCGGAACUUCGGAAGGCCAGAGCGAGUGAGUCAGCCAUUUCUGGUGAAAACGGGAGUCAAGCCGAUGAGAUUUGUAAUGACUCAGAUGGAGAUGAGUUGAUCGAAGACGCUCCAAUGGGCGAUGCCGAUGCUCCGAUGAGAACUGGUCUGGCGCACGACGGGAUCAGCUUCGACAUUCCGGCUGGGAGGCUUUUGACAGGGCAUGGGCCAAGUGGGCCGGACCUCCUAUGCGGGACAGUCAUCAGACAGACUGGAGCGAAGGGCAGAGAGGAUAUGAAGUUGGUUGCGAGAGAGGAUCUUACGCGCCAGCAGGACCCCACUGAGGAGCCUAUGGAGGUGGAGCAGCAACCGUUAGUCCAGGAAGUGGCUAGGGAGGUUGGUGAUGUUGAGGAGGGCAUUACCCAACUUCCUCGGGAUCUUGUUCCUUUGGUGGGUAAGCUUGGAUGGCAUGUGGAUGGACAAGGCAACCCGACUCUGGUGAGCUAUCAGUCGUGGGCCUAUCGGACCCCCGAGGAGAGAUAUGAGCCUCAUCGUUUCCCGUAUCGUACUACGUGGGCUAGACAUGAUGGCGAGUGGAUUUGUCUUGAGAAGGAAGUGAAAUGGAUGGAGUUGGAUAACCCCCACGAGUAUCUUCCCAAUGCCCCACUUGAGAUUCUCAUCACUAGUUUCCAAGGAAGGACGAGGAAGGAGGUUUGUUUGGAGGAUGUCCCCGCGGCCAUAAAGAGGAGGAAGGCUGAUGCCCAGGUCCACACCGUUCAACAUGGGAAGGUUUUGGGGAAGAAUAAACUGAAGAAGAUGAUGGAGAAAGAAAUCCCCUAUGAGAAGAUACCCGAGAGUCAGAGAGGUUUGUACAAGGAGGCGGAAGAGAAGGAGUGGGCUAGUUGGCGACAGUAUGAGAGCUGUGAGGUCUUGAGUGAGGAAGAGAGUAGAAGAGUGGAGAAAGAGAGUCCGAAACGUAUAUUGCCAAGUAGGUUUGUCUAUCGUAACAAACAUGCGGGCCUCGUCGAUGACAAGGGUAACGCCUUGCCGGUUCGGGCUAAGGCUAGACUUUGCCUGCAGGGCCACCUCUGCCCUGAUUCGAGAACAGGCCUUGUCCAAGUGGACAGCCCUACAGUUGAGAGAGUCUCCACUAUGAUAUUCCUUCAUAUGGCUAUCUCGUAUGGGUGGCUCCAACAUUGGCAUGUCGGUGACAUUUCGAACGCGUUCCUCCAAGGUGCCCCUCUCAAAGAUAAGGAACCUAUGUUCAUGCGUCCACCCAAACAGGGAUUGGCAGGCGUGAAAUCGAAUCAGUUGCUUCGCCUGCUCAAACCCGUCUACGGACGGCCAGACGCGCCUAGGGCGUGGUACGAAGAGCUCGCUAAGGUCUUGACCCAGGAACUUGGUUUUACCAAAUCACAUAUUGACCCUGCACUUUUCAUGUUGAGAGAUUCCGAAGGAAAACUCAUUGGGUGCAUGAUCAUUCAUGUUGAUGAUCUUAUGGUUUGCCAUGACGGGUCGGAUCAUGCGAAGGAAGUGGUCAGUAGGCUGUGCAAGCAGUUCCCGUUCGGCACCUGGGAUAGGGUCCUUGAUAAACCUGAGGGUGUUACUUACUGCGGUAAAGAGAUCAAGGUUGUCGAACGGAACGGCGAGCAACAAAUCGUUUUGUCUCAGGAUGGUUUCAUAGAUGGCCGGCUUGAAGAAAUGGAAGUUAGUAGGGACAGGCGCUUGAAUCCUGAAAGCUACGCUACUGAUGAAGAGAAGGCCAACUAUAGAUCCAUUGUUGGAAGCUUGCAGUGGUUGGCUACCCAGUCAAGGCCCGACAGUUCCUUCGAAACAAAUCAGCUGCAGAAACGUAUCUCUGACCUGAGAGUGUUUGACUUGAUGCGUGCUAACAAGACUGUGAAGGAUGUCAGGGCCAAUCGCAUGCAACUUGUCUUCAAGAACUUGGGUAGGGACGCUCAGCUGAUCGUGUACACGGAUGCCGGUCUGUAUUCGAGCGUCGGUGUCGAGAUUGACGGGAGAGAGUGUGAUGACAUUUUGUUGUCGCAGAAAGAUCGCCGGUUGGUGUACUCUCAGAAAGGAGCGUUCGUUGGAUUCGUGAAACAGGGCUCGACUGAUGUGAAAGUGGUUCCUAAUCACAUCAACAUCAUAGACUGGCGCAGUAGUACGAACAAGAGAGUGAUCGAGUCCAGUUUUGCGGGAGAGACGCAUGCUGCUCUGAUGGCGCUCGGCAUGGGACAUUUCUGUCAGGUGUUAAUGUGUGAGCUUCGUUAUGGGUCUCAGAUUGUGAGUAGUGUCGAUGAUGAUGGUUGGUGCGAUUUAAUGCCUAUGACUGUUGUUACCGAUUGUAAAUCUAUUUAUGACACGGUCCAUAAGGAUGGGCAGCACAUAUCUGACAAGUCGAGUGUGAUCCAUGCAGUGCUUCUCCGUCAGAUGCUUUCCACGCGGGGCGCAUCAGGUAAAGCCAGACUCCUUUGGGUUCCCACUAGGCAUCAACUGGCUGAUGGUUUGACGAAGGGUGCUAGAUCAAAGGAUGUCAGGGAACAAAUCCGGUGCGGCGUGGUUUUUAAAGAAGAAGCUGCCAAGCGGAAGUGCUCAGAUCCAAAAGAGAUUUUGGUCAGUGUCGAUUUGGCUUAG
Molecule: messenger RNA, 5934 nt
Organism: Symbiodinium sp. CCMP2592
Lineage: Eukaryota; Dinophyceae; Suessiales; Symbiodiniaceae
Source: the annotation of a GenBank genome assembly